AUGGUGGCCCGUCAGGAAGAUGAGGAAACUCCUCUUUUGCAACGACCAGAGCAGCCAAUGACUACACCUCUGCCCUGGGAUCAAUUAUGGAUCAUACUGUUCUUGCAGUUUUCAGACUCACUUGUUUUCCAGACCCUUGCCCCGUUUACCCCCGAACUGGUUAGAGACAUCGGUGUGACCCGCGGAGACGAAUCCCAGGUUGGACACUACGUCGGCAUUCUGCAAUCAUCGUACUAUACCGCUCAAGCACUGACUAUUCUCCAUUGGAGUCAACUGUCUGAUCAUAUUGGACGGAAGCCUCCGAUACUGACUGCUCUAUUCACGAUAGCGGUUUCGAUGUGCUCGUUUGGGAUGUCGAAAACUUUUCUUGGUCUGUUGAUCAGUCGUGUUUUCUGCGGGGCAUUCAAUGGGAGCAAUGGCGUCAUCAAAAGCAUGGUCAUGGACAUUACUGACACAACCAAUUUGCCGAAGGCAUAUGGCUACAUGCCGCUACCAUGGAUGUUGGCGACUUUCGUUGGACCACUCGUCGGUGGAUCGCUCUCCCGACCAGCAGACAGAUUCCCUGAAAUCUUUGGGCGAUCAGAACUCUUGAAAACCUACCCAUACCUCCUGCCGUGCGCUGUUCCGGCUAUGUUUGCUUCGGUGGCUUGGCUAGUCACGUACUUCAGUUUCAAAGAGGGUGUUUCUUCAAGUGCACCACUUUGGGGGCUGAUUCAAAGAUGGUUCUUGCGACAGUCACAUGCAAAACCUUCCGCACCACAAAGCAAUUCUCUGGCCAGUUCUGGGGUAGCGAACCCUGAAGAAGACCCAUCCAAGCCGCUUCCACUGCGUGCCUUGCUAACUCCAAAGGUCCUGACCGUAGCAGCAAGUUAUGUCACAAUGUCUCUAUUUUACAUGGCAUUCAGCUCGAUCCUACCUGUUUUCUAUGCGACGCCGAUUGAACUCGGUGGUCUGUCCCUCGACCCUCCCCGCAUCGGCGCUAUACUGGCAGUAUCAGGUGUCGCUCAGGGCGUAUUCCAGUUACUUUUCUACGCUCGCCUACAUAAUCGCUUUGGCGCAGGAGCUCUUCAUAUCGCCGGCGUUGUCUCCGGUAUACCUAUCGUCCUCUUAUUCCCAGUUAUCAAUGCGCUCGCCCGAGCCUAUGGCCUAGGAUUGUCAGUGUGGAUAUGCAUUGGCAUUCAACUUUCGCUGGCGACUAGCUUGGUCAUGUGCUAUCCCUGCCUGGCAUUGUUUAUCAGAGCUGCUGCUCCCAAUCGCGCCUCGCUUGGAGCAACCAAUGGAAUCAUUCAGCUGGUUGUAGCAGGAGCAAGGAUUACUGGCCCAGCAUCUGCAGCUUCGAUCUUCUCUUAUUCGGUGCAGGAAGGUCAUGAUACCUGGAUGGUAUACUACUUCCUGAUGGCAAUUGCAUUUCUCGCUGUAGGUACCUCUCUGUUGCUUCCCCGUGAUCCUAGUGUAUGGGAAGAUCACCAAUAG
This is a messenger RNA of Suillus paluster, 1473 nucleotides long. Its product is annotated as major facilitator superfamily domain-containing protein. NCBI's taxonomy places the organism in Eukaryota, Fungi, Basidiomycota, Agaricomycetes, Boletales, Suillaceae. Bases 1 to 1473 code for a protein of 490 amino acids. The record is from RefSeq and is a predicted model, not a curated record. The transcript is spliced from 7 exons. Gene Ontology annotation, biological process: transmembrane transport. Gene Ontology annotation, molecular function: transmembrane transporter activity.